GCGGCCGACUUGCUCGUCUGGGUUUUCUUGUCUGGAGAGGUGGAUUGUUUCGUGCGUGGUUUCGUCCGUUUACGACUGGUUGCGUUUUUUCGUGUGUUGUCUCCUGAUUCGUCGCCGUCAGCCGGAGUGUGCAAUAUUGGAAAGAUAUCAACAUCAGCUGUUCGGUUCGCUGGCUGUGGCUAGGACUGAGUGCAGUGCAGUCUGUUUAUCUUAAUUCGGUGUCGCUCGAGGUUGAAAGCAGAAAGUUUUUUCGGUUCAAAGAAAGAAGCUUCGAUCACAGGAAGUACAGCGCAUAUAUCGAACCGGUCGUCGUAGUCGUCGUGGUUGUUGGCAGUGUUUGCUUUUUUGGAUCGUACAUCGUUUGGUUCUUCCGCUGCGUGUGAGCAAUCGCUCUGGUGUGCAGCGAGCGGGUGAAGCGCGGAACGGAUGCAGUUUUUCGGAGUGCAUUUCUGUGUUGUAGGUACACACGGUAAAGCCUAGCCGGGAAAAAGUUUUGACUCUAUCGGUUUCGGCUCCAAAUAACCGUCGAGCUCUAGCGUUCAGAAAGAGCAGUUGUCUACAUGAUUAUUAAUAGAUUUAUUGAUGAUACACAGUUAAUAAUUUAAUUACCGUGUACUACCGUGUGCACUCGUGAAGGGAUCCACAGCAGACCAAACUUGUGCAGCACGAAUAGUGCAUUUCUUCGCGGCGAAGCCGCAAGAAGAGUAACCAGCAAUAAUUGGAGGUGUAUGUGCGCGCAUAGGUGAGAAGCAGGGCAGCGACCGCGUGCCGAGUUCUGAAGGUGCCGCUGUAUGUGCGUGCAUUAGAGUGCGAAUGAUGAUUGUAUUUUUAAGUGAAUGAAAAAUUGGUGGCAAUUUCCUACCACGAACCGAGAGUGCGCCACGGCAGUGUAAAGUGAGAACGAUUUAAUUGUCAAAAUAGUCAAAUUGGAUGCAUGCAAUUCGGCUAAUCGAGGAAUAAUUCAACUUGAUGUGUGCGGACAAACCGGUGUUUUAUGAAUCGAGACUAACGAGAAACACACGCACAUCACAUAUUUCUCGGAUAGAGAGAGAUAAGCAGUGGCGAGUGGAUUGUGGUGCGAUGCUGAUGACACCGUAGUCACGGACGGAAUCUGACUGUCAUCAGGGGUUUUUGUUUCACUCGUUGCCCGCCGAAUAUUGCGUGUCGGUUGUAUGUUAUGUUAUUACUGGGUGUUCGCAGUGUUUGAUUUGGCAGCUGAAUAAUAAUAGAAGUGCUGCCGUCCGGCUGGGAGCACCAUCGGAAAAAGACAGCUAAUAAUCAUCGACAGAUCAUAACAAGUGUGUUCACGGUAUGCAAAAAAAGUUCUUCGUUUCGGAGUGAUGCAGUGAGUGUUCAUUGACCGUCCGAGAAUAGUGAUCUUAAGUUUUUUCAUUCGCGUUAUCGUGGACUGACCGGUGUGAACGGUUUUACUUUCGAUUGAGUGAAAGGUGAACUUCGAAAGUUGUCGAUUCUGCGUGAGCAGCGAAAGUGAUAACAAACAAAGGAAAUAGGAGAGUAAAAAUGGCGAUCCUUGGCUUGAAGCGUGUGCCGUCAUAUUUAAUGGUUGCCGCUUGGAUGGUUCUGGUGCUGCUCCGACUGCAGCUAGUUAAUGCCCAGUACCGGUCGCCGCGCAUCACCGAGCACCCGAGCGAUGCCAUUGUACCGAAGAAUGACCCUGUGACGCUGAACUGUAAGGCCGAAGGGAAACCGCAACCGGUGAUUCAGUGGUACAAGGAUGGUGAAAUGGUCGUGCUGGACUCGAACCACGUGCUGUUACCCUCCGGGUCGCUGUUUUUCCUGCGCACGGUCCACAGCAAAAAGGAGCAGGAUGACGGCGUGUAUUGGUGCGUGGCCAGCAACAAGGCCGGCACGGUGCACAGCCGGAACGCGACGCUUCAGGUUGCUGUUUUACGCGACGAUUUUCGGGUGGAACCUAAAAAUACCCGAGUAGCGGCGGGUGAAACAGCGCUGCUGGAAUGUGGCGCACCGAAAGGCAAUCCCGAACCGACUAUCUUCUGGAAAAAGGAUGACAUUCAAAUGGAACUGGACGACUAUCGGAUUAGCAAGGAGCUGGCCCGAGUGCGGGUCGUGGACGGUGGUAAUCUGCUAAUUAGUGACGUCCGGUCUGGUGACGCUGGACGCUAUCAGUGUAUCGCACAAAACAUGGUCGGAUCACGGGAAAGCAUCUACGCCAGACUCACCGUGCAAGUCAAACCGUACUUCCUGGCGAAACCGAUCGACGUAACCGUACUGGAGGGGCACCGGGUUCAGUUUCAGUGUGCCGUCGGAGGUGAUCCGUUUCCGCAGGUCCUGUGGAGCAAGGAAAACGGUCACAUUCCGGUCGGGCGGGCCGACAUCCUCGAGGAGGACCGCAGUUUGAUAAUCCGCAAUGCCACUCUGGACGACCGGGGCCAGUAUAUCUGCGAGGCGCACAAUGGGGUCGGACAGAUCAGUGCCCGGGCCAAUCUGGUCGUAAACACUCCACCAUAUUUCACUGUUCGUCCCCAGGAUCAGAAGGUUGUUCCCAACGGGGUGGCGACGUUUCGGUGCGCUGCCACCGGCAGCCCACUGCCCUCGGUUUUCUGGACCAAGGAAGGCUCUCAGACGCUGAUGUUCCCCAACAAUACGUACGGUAGCAUCCAGAUAUCCGGCCAGGGUUCGUUGCAGAUCCGCGGCGUUCAACGUGAGGACGAAGGUUACUACGUCUGUUCUGCGCUCAGCGUGGCUGGAUCGACAACCAGCCGGGUUUAUCUGCAGGUCGCUUCUUCACUGGAUUCUAUUACUCCACCCUUGUUGCAGCAAGUACCCUCCAAUCAAUCGCUCCCGGUUGGAACCAACACUGUCCUGCCCUGUAGAUUGGCGGACUCUACCGACAGUAUUGCACGCAUCGUCUGGGAGCGCAACGGAAACGAGCUGAACACUCCCACCACUCCCAGGGUAACCCAACUUCAGGGAGGCUCCCUCAAGCUAGACGAUCUACAAAAGCAAGACAGCGGCUGGUAUCGCUGUGUGGCUCGGUUCGGCAAUGCGGGUUCAACAACGAAAAAAUUGGCAUCCUGGAGUGCAUACCUAAGGGUCGACGACGAUCUACCCGUCGCCCAGCAGCGCACAUUCAACGCUGACCUCGCACCGACCGCACCCGGUUCCCCGAGGGCACUGAACAUCACCAACAGCAACAUCACUCUGGCCUGGCCCGGUCGCAGUCAGGACUUCGUAAAAUCUCGCUCGACAUCAACGCCGCAGGUCCCGGUAGCCUACACCAUCGAACAGUUCAGCACGGACAGCGAAGGACAGUCGGGUUGGAGUAUCGCCCUACGGCAGAUUGCGGGCAACACGGCAACCGUUACCGGACUGUCGCCGGAAACGACUUACCUGUUUGUUGUUCGAGCGGAAAACGCGUACGGCGUCUCCGCUCCGUCUGGUUUGUCGGCGCCUUUUCGUACCCUGUCCUCGGAUGACCGUGUCAGUGUGCCAGAGGAACUGGAAAGCGCACGGAACGUUCUCAGCGGGAAGAUCCUGGAACUGAUCGACAUCAUCCCACUGACGUCAACCUCCGUGCGGUUGGAGUGGCUGUUGCACGUCAGCAGCUCGGAACAAUUUGUCGAGGGCUUCUACGUGCGCUACCGGGAGCUGGACUCCGCCAGCCAGCGCUACAGUAUGCUGUCGAUUCCGAACAACGAAAUCGAAAGCCACAUCAUAUCAAACUUAAGUAAAUUCACCAAAUACGAGUUCUUCCUGACACCGUUCUUCAAGAACUUGGAGGGUCAACCGAGCAACGCGAGGAUUGUUCAGACUAUGGAGGAUCUUCCGUCGGCGUCGCCGGUUAAUGUUCAGACCGGAAUGUUCAAUCUGACAGCCGGUUGGGUCCGGUGGGGUCCUCCACCGAAGGAUCAUCUUAAUGGAGUUCUGCAAGGGUAUAAGAUUCAGGUUAAAGCUGGGAAUAUUUCGAAACUACUGGCACAGAUGACGCUGAACGCUAGUUCCUCCUCGGUUAUGUUGAAUAAUCUUACGACCGGUUCCAGCUAUGGCAUUCGGGUGGCGGCAUUCAACCGAGCUGGUUUGGGACCGUACUCGAAGCCAGUUCAUCUAGUGAUGGAUCCAUCGUUUGUGAUUGUUCCACAGGGUGUCCACAAUAGUUACAAUGAUCAUGAAGAUCACAGACAUCAUAAUUUCCUUCACGAAACGUGGUUCAUGAUUUUCGUGGUGUUGUCUCUGUUUGUGAUUCUGUUGUUCACAAUUAUCGGUGGGGUAAUAUUUUUCAAACGUCGACACGGUUUAGGAAAGCCGGUCGUUACGGUUCCUAUCGGGGCUAGGCGGGACAUUCCAAGCUUGAAUGUUGUGCGGAAGGACAACGGUAUCUGGAUCGAUCGCGGCUGGCGUACUUGCGACACCGAUAAGGACUCGGGACUGAGUUCGAUUAAGUUGCUGGAGGGUAAUCACAUUUAUCCGAACCAGGCCCUGUCCGAUGGAGGCACCGAUUAUGCUGAGGUUGAUCCUAGAGGUGUUACUUCGUUCUACAACUGCAGAAAGUCCCCGGAAAGUCCUACCCCGUAUGCAACCACUAUGAUCAUUAACGGCAUCCCUCAUAGCGAUAAUGGGGAUUUGAGCUUCCAAGGUCACGACACGUUUUCCUCGACGGCGUCGAGCUUCCGUUCGUUUUACGGCUACCCAAGGCCACUGAAUAGUAAUCAAGUUCCUCCUAACUGGGUGGAUUAUUUGCCACCACCUCCGGAGCAUCCACCACCGGCUCCCCAGCAGUUGGAUAUCGCUCACUUGAAUCACGUCUACCCGGCCGAUCAGCGGGUCGGAUCCAUCUCCAGUUCCCAGGGUUCCAGUUCCUACUGUUCCCGCCACACCGGCGGUUACAAGUGAGAUACGGCCAAGGGCCGCUCCUACAAUCAAUACCUGAUCAGUCCAAUGGGUGCCCUCCGCGGCGACUGCUACCACUAGCGGUUCUAGCAGUCGUUGCCGUGUAGAAGAGUAGGCUCCGGAGACCAUCGUUAACAUCCUAGACUUUCGCGGCUGUGCUGCAGGGGGUUGGCCUUUGCUGUAAAAAGAUAUCACACACAUACACAUCCACCCCAGUAGAAUCACCGAAAAGUGCCAACCGCUUUGCGGCGUUCCAGUGUUGCGAAAGUGAAGCGAAUCAUCCAAGCGAGACAGUUUUGGGCUGAAAGCAAUUGAGCCCUAAUGGUUAGCAGCCAGCACAUUUCUCCGGAUUGGACAUUCCUCACCGCGAAGGAACGAAUCCAGUGAUGAAGUUCGAGCUGCGGCUGCGCUAACCAUCAUCAGCACGGAGCAGACCGGCGUUUUGCGUCGAGAUUUCUCCGAGAAGUGCCAAAGCUUGAAUGGAAGAACGAA
Messenger RNA from Wyeomyia smithii (pitcher-plant mosquito), 5361 nucleotides. Its product is annotated as roundabout homolog 2-like. The record is from RefSeq and is a predicted model, not a curated record. The transcript has 14 exons. The coding region runs from base 1522 to 4872 and encodes 1116 amino acids. NCBI's taxonomy places the organism in Eukaryota, Metazoa, Arthropoda, Insecta, Diptera, Culicidae. Gene Ontology annotation, cellular component: axon; plasma membrane. Gene Ontology annotation, molecular function: cell-cell adhesion mediator activity. Gene Ontology annotation, biological process: dendrite self-avoidance; axon guidance; homophilic cell-cell adhesion.